ACACAUCUGCGAUAACGAUAGGCAAAGAUCUCUUUGUCGCGAACGCGUGAAUCAUCCUUCAGCUGAACGUCUUCAAAGAAGAGAAACACAAAACGCACCCAAGGUCGGUUUGAUUUAGAGCAGGCGAUUCCAACAAACCCACUGUCGCGAACCAAAUCUAGAGAAAGAUCCCUGUUGCUUCUGAGACUCGUUCGUAUCCAGUCAUGGUUUCUUCAUCACGACCGCGAACCCCCUCUGCGAGUAAUUCACCACCAUCCGACAAACUGGCGGCAAUCCCUGAGGCUGGAAAAACGACGCAACCUCCACGUCGCUCCUCCCUCGGCCUCCUCUUACGACGCUCCAAGUCCGGCGAACUUAAACCUUCCAAGAAGGCGCAGGCCCUUGCACAGCAGCAAGAACUCGAGAGACAACGCCGCGAAGCUGCCGCCAUCCCGAAAUCCCCUCCCAAACUCCCCGAUCUCUACAACGGUCAAAAACCGACGCCGCUGCCGUACGGAGGCGAGGACCGCCCCGAUUCUGUCGCCAUCGUGUCCAACAAGACGGGUUAUCAAGGUCGUGGGUCAAUCGAGCCCGGUCGAGCGUCCGCAAUGACAAGCACGGUGCCCAUCCCGCCAAUUCCAUCGAAUGGCAACAAGAAUGGCGAAUAUGUUGAUCCGUACGCUCGAACUGAGAGCAUGACACACCGUGGCAGAUACAGCUAUGCGAGCAGUGCGGUCAGCACCAUCAACAGCCCUCGCAGAGUGAGGAGACGGAAGGACCCUACGCCUUUCAAUAUCCUCAUUAUCGGCGCAAGAUCAUCGGGCAAGACCUCCUUCCUUAAUUUCCUCAAGACCUCUCUAGCCCUUCCAUCAAAGAAGAGAAGCAACCGACCAACUGAGCUUGUUGACGAUAUCUUCGCACCUCAAAACUCAAAAUCUGGUACUUUCGAAUCACAUUAUUUGGAGACCGAAAUCGAUGGUGAACGUAUUGGUUUGACUCUCUGGGAUUCGGAAGGAUUGGAGAAGAAUGUCGUUGAUCUGCAGCUUCGAGAGAUGUCCUCUUUCUUGGAGAGCAAGUUCGAGGAGACUUUCACUGAGGAGAUGAAAGUUGUCCGAGCUCCUGGUGUGCAAGAUACACAUAUUCAUGCAGCAUUCCUGCUUCUUGAUCCUCUUCGCCUGGACAGAAACAUUGCCGCUGCAAAGAAUUCGACGUCCAAUGGUGGCAUGAAUGGAAAGUACAACUCAGCGCCACGUAUCCUGGGUGGAUUGGACGAGGAUCUUGAUCUUCAGGUUCUGCGAACUCUCCAGGGCAAGACAACUGUCGUUCCGGUCAUCUCAAAGGCAGAUACCAUUACAACCGCUCAUAUGGCAUAUCUGAAGAAGAUUGUCUGGGAUUCCUUAAAGAAGGCUAAUCUUGAUCCACUUGAGGCCCUGGGACUUGAUGACUUCGAGUCUGAUAGUCCGAUAAACUCCAGUCGUAUCGAUGAGGGAGACGAGGAUGAGGAUUCCGACAAGGACUCAGAUGGCAACCUUCCAAUUCAAACUCCAGAGCCUAGUAGCAGUGCUUCGCCGAAUUCGAAGCGCUUGUCGUCAGGUUCGGUUCGCCGUCACAAAUCUGUAGAUGAUUCCGAGACCGAACUCCCAUACCUCCCACUGUCAAUCAUCAGCCCAGACAUCUACGAACCUGGUGUUAUCGGCAGAAAGUUCCCUUGGGGAUUCGCAGAUCCAAUGAAUGCCGAGCAUUGCGACUUUACCAGAUUGAAGGAGGCCGUCUUCAGCGAGUGGAGAGGAGAACUCCGAGAAGCAAGCAGAGAACUCUGGUACGAAGGAUGGAGAACAAGCAGACUCAAGCACCGCGACACAAAAUGAUGAUCUGUCCUUCCUCUCUCAAUGUCUUACCAGCAGCGCGUACUUCCUUUUGCGGCAUACCGGACAUUAUCUGCUGGAGACGCAAAAACCCUGACGAUUAAUUUCCGUUGUGAUACAACGCUCUCUUUUUCAUUUGUUCUUUUUGGAACUGCUGCAUACCCCCUUACUUCGAAUUGUGCGCGCGCGCUGCAUUUGUCGCCGAAUUAGUACUUU
Molecule: messenger RNA, 2060 nt
Organism: Mollisia scopiformis
Lineage: Eukaryota; Fungi; Ascomycota; Leotiomycetes; Helotiales; Mollisiaceae
Exons: 2
Coding region: 204-1847 (547 amino acids)
Biological process (GO): cytoskeleton-dependent cytokinesis
Cellular component (GO): cell division site; septin complex; septin ring
Molecular function (GO): GTP binding; GTPase activity; molecular adaptor activity
Source: RefSeq, a predicted model, not a curated record